ACGCGGAGACGCAGGGGCGGCGGCGCCGAGGGGACGAGCUGCGCACCUGGAAAGUUACCGGCUCUCUGGUCCUUGAGCAACAUGGGAAAUGGUUCCGUGAAACCCAAACAUUCCAAGAAUCCAGAUGGCCACUCCGGGAACCUCACUACCAGCGCCCUCCGGAGCAAGGUGACAGAGCUGGAGAGAGAGCUGAGGAGGAAGGAUGCCGAGAUCCAGGAGCGGGAGUACCAUUUGAAGGAGCUACGGGAGCAGCUGUCCAAGCAGACUGUGGCCAUUGCAGAGCUCACGGAGGAGCUCCAGAACAAGUGCAUCCAGCUGAACAAGCUUCAGGAUGUGGUACACAUGCAGGGGGGAAGCCCGCCACAGGCGUCUCCAGAUAAAGUGCCUCUUGAGGUCCACCGCAAGACCUCGGGAUUGGUCUCCCUCCAUAGCAGGAGGGGAGCGAAGGCUGGUGUGUCUGCUGAGCCCACCACCCGAACCUAUGACCUCAACAAACCCCCUGAAUUUUCCUUUGAGAAAGCGAGAGUCAGAAAGGACUCCAGUGAGAAGAAGCUCAUCACAGAUGCCCUUAAUAAAAAUCAAUUUCUGAAGAGACUGGAUCCUCAGCAGAUCAAAGACAUGGUGGAAUGCAUGUAUGGGAGAAACUACCAGCAAGGGAGUUACAUUAUUAAGCAAGGAGAACCAGGAAACCAUAUCUUUGUACUGGCAGAGGGUCGACUAGAGGUGUUCCAAGGGGAGAAAUGGCUAUCAUCCAUUCCUAUGUGGACGACGUUUGGGGAACUAGCCAUUUUAUACAACUGUACAAGAACUGCCUCUGUGAAAGCUAUUACCAAUGUUAAAACAUGGGCACUAGAUCGAGAGGUGUUCCAGAAUAUAAUGAGAAGGACAGCUCAAGCUAGAGAUGAACAGUACAGAAACUUCCUCAGAAGCGUAUCCUUGCUGAAGAAUUUACCUGAAGAUAAAUUAACCAAGAUCAUUGACUGCUUGGAAGUGGAAUACUAUGACAAAGGAGAUUACAUCAUUAGAGAGGGCGAGGAAGGAAGCACCUUUUUCAUUUUAGCAAAAGGAAAGGUAAAAGUCACCCAGAGUACUGAGGGCCAUGAUCAACCACAACUGAUAAAAACUCUGCAGAAAGGAGAAUAUUUUGGAGAAAAAGCUCUUAUCAGUGAAGAUGUCAGAUCAGCUAACAUUAUUGCUGAAGAAAAUGAUGUUGCGUGCCUGGUUAUGGAUCGUGAAACAUUCAACCAAACAGUCGGGACUUUUGAAGAACUCCAAAAAUACCUGGAAGGGUAUGUGGCAAACCUGAACCGUGAUGAUGAAAAAAGACAUGCGAAGAGAUCCAUGUCUAGCUGGAAGCUGUCCAAAGCACUCUCUUUGGAGAUGAUUCAGCUGAAGGAGAAAGUGGCCAAAUUUUCCUCAUCAUCCCCAUUCCAGAACCUUGAGAUUAUCGCAACACUGGGCGUUGGUGGGUUCGGAAGAGUUGAGCUUGUUAAGGUAAAAAAUGAGAAUGUUGCUUUUGCAAUGAAGUGUAUAAAGAAAAGGCACAUAGUUGACACGAAGCAGCAGGAGCACGUCUACGCAGAAAAGAGGAUCCUGGAAGAGCUGUGCUCCCCCUUCGUCGUGAAAUUAUAUCGCACUUUCAAGGACAAUAAGUACGUAUACAUGCUUCUGGAGGCCUGCUUAGGUGGGGAGCUAUGGAGUAUAUUAAGAGACAGAGGCAGCUUUGAUGAACCCACCUCCAAGUUCUGCGUUGCUUGUGUGACAGAAGCAUUCGAUUACCUGCACCGACUAGGUAUUGUCUACAGAGACCUGAAACCAGAAAACUUAAUUCUAGAUGCUGAGGGCUAUCUUAAAUUGGUUGACUUUGGAUUCGCUAAGAAAAUAGGAUCUGGACAGAAAACAUGGACGUUCUGUGGAACUCCCGAGUACGUAGCUCCUGAAGUCAUUCUCAACAAAGGACAUGACUUCAGUGUGGAUUUUUGGUCCCUGGGAAUUCUAGUGUAUGAACUCCUCACGGGCAACCCACCCUUUUCUGGGAUUGACCAAAUGAUGACCUACAAUUUGAUUCUCAAAGGAAUUGAAAAAAUGGAUUUUCCCAGAAAGAUAACCAGACGACCUGAGGAUUUGAUUCGGAGGCUUUGCAGGCAAAAUCCAACAGAAAGACUAGGAAAUCUGAAGAAUGGAAUCAAUGACAUUAAGAAACACAGGUGGUUAAAUGGUUUUAAUUGGGAAGGACUGAAAGCACGGAACCUUCCAUCACCUUUACAAAGAGAGCUAAGUGGACCCACAGAUCACAGCUACUUUGACAAAUAUCCUCCCGAGAAGGGGGUGCCUCCUGAUGAGCUGUCAGGCUGGGAUAAAGACUUCUGACAGAAGAAAAGAUGAUUACUGCCCUACAUACACAAGAAGACUCUAAGGACCAACAAUCCAACACUGAUUAUUUCUCUUCAGAGUAUUAUACUAUCUUUUAGAAGACCAUUAGAGAAAAGAAAUCCCUGCCCAUGAGCUGGGGGUGGGAAAUAGUGGGUGCGGAGGUGGUUCUGAAUUAUAAUGUCUCAUUUAGCUGCUGUGAAUUAUUCAUGUGUUCUGUUCUUUGCUUUUCUCCAAUGUUGAAGGCUAUCCUAUUCCCCUCUCCAAAGUCAGAACCAUUUUUGUCAAAGGGACAUCAUUUUCUCUGCAAUCUGUUGCUCUGUCCCAAUUAUAUUUGUCUCUUUUGAGUCCUAGUAAGGUUUAAAAAGUGUCUUGCCCUUGAGCAACUAAGUCAUUCAAAUAGAAGGAAGAACAAGGGUGAAUUUUGGAAGAUUUCCCCUGUUCUCAACAAUCCCACGUAAGCAUUAUGGCAUCUUGAAGUCAUGGCUUGCAGUAAACUUGGUAGUCAACAGAAGUUCUUGAUUUUCACCCGUGUUCAACCUAGAAAUAUAUUGAUAUGCUUCUGAACCUAGUCUGGGGAAAGGCAAAUUUGAGUUUUAGUCAUUGGUACCACUUUCUAACAUAGAUGAGUUAAUUAAUCCAGCCAGGUAAUUAUAUUCUAUUGGGGAACUUAGAAAAAAUAAACAAAGCAAAAAAUAUUUUUAUUCUCCUGUGACCAGCUGUGAUACCUCAGAGACUUUUCAAAAGUCUUGUUAAAGGUGGUUAUAAUGUGUGGUUAAUUGAUGGGCCUUUGGAAAGGUUUUAUCUUAUAUAUUAAAUAUUUUCACAAUCAAAU
Molecule: messenger RNA, 3205 nt
Organism: Balaenoptera ricei (Rice's whale)
Lineage: Eukaryota; Metazoa; Chordata; Mammalia; Artiodactyla; Balaenopteridae
Gene: PRKG2
Product: protein kinase cGMP-dependent 2
Exons: 19
Coding region: 82-2370 (762 amino acids)
Biological process (GO): protein phosphorylation
Molecular function (GO): ATP binding; cGMP-dependent protein kinase activity
Source: RefSeq, a predicted model, not a curated record